AUGGCUGGUAGUGGUGGUAGUAGUGGUGGUAGUAGUGGUGGUGGUGGUAGUAGCAGUGGUGGUGGUGGUAGUAGCAGUGGUGGUGGUGGUAGUAGUGGUGGUGGUGGUAGUAGUGGUGGUAGUAGUGGUGGUGGUGGUAGUAGUGGUAGCAGUGGUGGUGGUGGUGGUAGUAUUGGUAGUAGUGGUGGUGAUGGUAGUAGCAAUAAUGGUGGUGGUGAUGGUAGUAAUGGUGGUGGUGAUGGUAGUAGUGGUGGUGGUGAUGGUAGUAGUGGUGGUGGUGAUGGUAGUAGUGGUGGUGGUGAUGGUAGUAGUGGUGGUGGUGAUGGUGGUGAUGGUAGCAGUAGCAGUAGCAGUAGCAGUAGUAGUAGUGGUAGUAAAGCUAUUCCACCACGAGCAAACAAUGAUUAUUACGUAGCAAAAUUAAACCCCGAGAACUGA
This is a messenger RNA of Lodderomyces elongisporus, 438 nucleotides long. RefSeq lists its product as uncharacterized. NCBI's taxonomy places the organism in Eukaryota, Fungi, Ascomycota, Pichiomycetes, Serinales, Debaryomycetaceae. The record is from RefSeq and is a predicted model, not a curated record. The transcript has 2 exons. The coding region runs from base 1 to 438 and encodes 145 amino acids.